GCUGCUGAAGCCCUGUCAGUAAAAUUCUUAUCCCCUUUGAACAAUGCGUCAUAACAUGUGCGUGACCUCUGCUGAAUUGUGAACAUCGGUAUACAAGAUAAGACCAGCAAGGACAACCCGAAAAGGUACCCGAGGUUUGCAUCGAUAAAUUAAAAGAAAGAAGAGCGAUAUCCAAGCCGCCACAACUAUAACGGCAGAAUGAAGAUGGUUGCGCACAAGGCCAUUAUAAUGGUCAUACUGUCUGCUUUUGUUAUAAGUGCUGUGAUACUUUACGAACAAAUGAGCGAUCAACAACUGCAAAUGCCACGAUUGUCUCCAUUAUUUCAACUAGAAGCCUCUAAAACACACGAUAAUUGCUUAUCUACCAACCAAUGUCAAGGGACCAAACGUGGUCUUCCAUCCCAGUUUUACAAAACGUGGAGGGACAAUACACCUUUUGCAUCCAACGACAAAAUACAUAUCAAAAAGAUUGUACUUUGGACGACAAUUUUUGGUAAAAAUCUUUUGGAGAGAAUGUCUUGCAAGUCAACGAAAACAUGUAUAUUUACUGACGACCGGAGCCAGGUGGAAUCAGCCGAUGCCGUCGUGUUCCAUUUUUGGGAUACACCGAUGGUGUACAAUAAAUCAUUCAUGCCAAGUGUCCGCCCCCCUCAUCAAUUCUGGGUAUGGUAUGCUAAAGAAUGUCCAGAGAACAACCGAUACGUGGACCUUGCCUCCUACAGUGGUAUUUACAACUGGACUAUGACAUACAGGAAUGACUCUGACGUCAAAAUCCCACUGGGAUCUCUUGAUCGACUAUACAAACAACUUCAGCGUACGACCCUAAAGCGGAACUCGACAGGGAAAACGGGACUUGUUACUUGGUUUGUUAGCAAAUGCUACAAGUACUUCCCAAGACAUAUCUAUGCUAUUGAACUUGCUAAGCACCUUACGAUAGAUGUAUAUGGCAAGUGUGGGAAACAAGUUUGUGAGUAUCUUGAUAUGCAAUGCAGGUUUGAUGUUAUCCAACAGUACAAAUUCUACCUAGCCUUUGAAAGUUAUAGGUGUAAAGAAUACAUAACGGAAAAGUUCUGGCAUAACGCCUUAGAUCAAGGAGUUGUACCAAUUGUCCUAGGCGCACCGAAAACUGAUUAUGAGAAAUUCGCCCCGCCAAAUAGUUUUAUUCAUGUCGAAGACUUUGAAUCACCAGAAGCAUUAGCCCGGUACAUAAAACUUCUUGAUAAAGACGAUGACAAAUACAGCCAGUACUUAAAAUGGCGAACCAAUCCUCCCAAAAACAUUCCGCAGAUUAUAACGGGAGGGUGUGGCAUUUGUGCAAGGCUACACGAAGUCGACCAUACGGAGAGAAAGGUUUAUACAGAUCUGGAAAAAUGGUGGAAAGGUGAAAAUUAUGAAUUCUGUAAGCCUCUUGUAUUGACAGAUAAUAUAUGGAACAAAAAGGAUUUCGUGUAUUACGGAUAGUCAUUGGCUUCCAAAUUUCGAGAGUGAUUUUGGGAUAAAUACGUACAUCUAGAAAAUUAAAGAUGCAGGAAAUUCAAACCAAAAGACACCGAAGAAAAAUAAAUCAAAUGAUGUUAAGUUUAUUCAGUGUUACCCACAUUUCUUGUCAUGUAAAUAAAAACAGUGCAUUGAUUAUCGUAAUAUUUGAGAAAACAUUUUGCAUUGAUUAACAAAAUAGAAAUUAGCGUUAUUAAAGUAAUACUUUCGAAACGCACAAAAGUUAGAUGAAACUGCCGAGAAAUUAUUAGGUUUGUAGUCAAUUCGUUUCUGGGUGUAUAUACGCCUAUAUUAACUUUAUAUCUUGUAAUAUUCCAUCCUAUUUUCAUAUGUCAAAAGGAUUCUUUGGUAACUUUUGACUGAUUUGAGUUGGCCGUACACUGCAACUAUGUCAGACUCUUUUGAGCUAAGACGGCCCAGUCACGCUCGAUUUGUGUCGGGCACGUGUUCCCUUGUUCAGCGGAAUUCGAACACGUGUUCCAUAAUGUUCCAUUACGUUAUUCGAACCGAACGCGCGUUCAAACCAGUGGUUAUUUGCAACUUUUCAACGUAAACAGGCACCGUAAGGACCAUUUAUCCUUGGUGGGUGUCUGUGCGGUCAAGUUAUGACAUUUACGGCUUAAGUCCCAGCUCAAAAUAAGAGUAUUGAUCUUUUUUGUACUCAAGAAUUACCUAUUAUCCCUUUGUUAUCAAAAUUGUCCGUGGCUAUUUUGUUUAAUCAUUUUAUGUUUUUGACUAUGGUGCAUU
Molecule: messenger RNA, 2244 nt
Organism: Branchiostoma floridae (Florida lancelet)
Lineage: Eukaryota; Metazoa; Chordata; Leptocardii; Amphioxiformes; Branchiostomatidae
Product: 4-galactosyl-N-acetylglucosaminide 3-alpha-L-fucosyltransferase FUT5-like
Exons: 2
Coding region: 199-1461 (420 amino acids)
Cellular component (GO): membrane
Molecular function (GO): alpha-(1->3)-fucosyltransferase activity
Source: RefSeq, a predicted model, not a curated record